UGUAACGUCAUUUAGGGCAGGAAAAUGGCGGCGUUUACCGGGGAGCGAUGGAGAAACGAGCUACCAAGUCAUGAUCUUUUCAACAAAUUACGAGAGAAACUUGAUUUGCAACCUAAUUUGAAUUGUAGGAGAACUGCAAAGAAUCUUACAUUUUGUCUUAAUGGUGACAUAUUCGUGUGGAAUGAUGCAGACAGUGUUUUCUACACUACCAAUCUAAGACAACUCGAUUCAGAGGACAACUUGGAGACAGUGAAAUAUCAGACUCUGCUGUGCAUCAAUCCACCACGGUUUGAAGUAUGCCAGGUGUUGCUGAGCCCAACACAGUACCAUGUCGCACUCAUUGGACAACGGGGAGCAACCGUUCUAGAAUUACCACAGCGGUGGGGGAAGAGGUCGGAGUUUGAAGGUGGGCGGAGCAAAGUUAACUGCAAGACUGUUCCUGUGGCUGAGCGUUUCUUCACCAGCUCUGCCUCAGUGACCCUUCGACAGGCAGCCUGGUUUCCUAGUGAGACGGAAGAGCCACACUUAGUGCUGCUAACCUCUGAUAACACUAUCAGGUUCUACAGUUUGAACGAGCCUCAGAAUCCAUCUAAAGCCCUGUCAGUGUCGCAGUCAGAGGAGGACAGCAGUGUACACACACGAGGGCGCUCCUAUGCAGCCUCCCUGGGGGAGAUCGCUGUGGCAUUUGACUUCGGCCCGGUGUCCAGCGACCCUCGGCAGCACACGAGCCGGCGCUCCAAGGAGGACGUGCUAGUGUACCCCCUCUACGUUCUCUAUGAAAACGGAGAGACCUAUCUCAGCUACACUAGCCUUGCACACAGUUCGGGGAGCUUCAGUAAGCCCAUUGGGCCCUUGCCCAUGUACCCAGCGGCCGAGGACAACUACGGUUAUGAUGCCUGUGCCGUGCUCUGUCUGCCCUGUGUGCCCAACAUCCUGGUCAUCGCCACAGAAACGGGCACACUGUACCACUGUGUGGUGCUGGAAGCAGAGGAAGAGGAGGAGACUGGAGCGGUGGAGAGGUGGAUGCGUAGCUCGGAGGCGGUGCCUUCUCUCUAUGUGUUUGAGUGUGUGGAGCUGGAACUCACCCUCAAACUGCCUGCUGUGGAGGAGGAGGAGCCAGUGGACUCUGACUUCACCUGCCCAAUCAGACUGCACAGAGACCCCCUGUGCCAGUACAGAUAUCACUGUACCCACGAGGCAGGAGUACACAGUGUAGGCCUCACUUGGUUCAACAAACUGCAUGCAUUCCUGCAGUCGGAUGAGGAGGACAAGGACAGUCUCCAGGAACUGGCGGCCGAGCACCGCUGUAUAAUAGAACACAUCCUUUGUACCAGGCCCCUCAGUAGCAGUUUGUCAGCUCCAGUACAGGGCUUCUGGAUUGUUUCCGACCUGUCUUUGGGCGCCACCAUGAUCUGCAUUACUAGCACAUAUGAGUGCCUACUACUGCCCCUCCUGAGUUCCAUCCGGCCCCUGUCUCCUCCUCUGCUGUGUUCCCACCCAGGACUGGGCUCAGCCAGCUCCCCUCUACGUGGAUUACAUGACGACUCCUUUGAGCACAUCCGCAGCAUCCUGGCCCGAAGCUCCACCAACCCCCUGAUGCUGAGGGCAGGGGACAAAGACACAUCGUCCCCUCCUCCAGAGUGUCUCCAGCUGCUGAGCAGGGCCACCCAGGUGUUCAGAGAGGAGUACAUCCUAAAACAGGACAUGGCCCGUGAAGAGAUGCAGAGGAGGGUGAAACUGCUGACAGGACAGAAGAACAAGCAGCUGGAGGACCUGGCCCUGUGCAGAGAGGAGAGAAAAGGCCUGCGAGAGUCUGCAGAACGUCUAGCUGAUAAGUAUGAGGAUGCCAAAUAUCGCCAUGAGAUCACCAUGAACAGGGUGAAGCAGGUUCUGGGAAGUCUGCGCAGUCAGCUGCCUAUUCUGUCUGACAGUGAGAAGGACAUGAAAAAAGAGCUGCAGACCAUCAAUGACCAGCUGCGUCACCUGGACAACGGCAUCAAACAGGUGAAUAUGAAGAAGGAGUACCAGAAGAAACAGAUGAAUAAAGGGGUGUCUCCAGCCAAGGCUACUGUGACCCUCAACGCCCAUCAAAGGAAGUGUGUCCAGGGAGUGAUAAAGGAACAGGGAGAGCAGAUAGGAGACAUGAUGAAACAGAUCAAGGACAUCAAGAACCAUUUCAGUUUCUGAGAUCACUGCUUUGCAGAACAAACAAUAACUAAGAACUAUUGUAAAUAAACUGCGUAAACGCUUGCUAUAUUAGUCCGUCUCAAGGAAUGUCCACUCUGUGAUUAAUAAGGUCAGUCAGUGUGUCAGUCAUCAAAUGUCACAUUUCGGCACCUAGUAGUUAAAAUGGGAAAAUUUUACGUAUGGGAGUCUAACAAAGGUUUUGUACAUUUUUUCUAUUUGGAGAAUAAAAGCAAUGCAUAUACAGUA
This is a messenger RNA of Esox lucius (northern pike), 2433 nucleotides long. It is a transcript of the gene nup88, whose product is annotated as nucleoporin 88. The record is from RefSeq and is a predicted model, not a curated record. NCBI's taxonomy places the organism in Eukaryota, Metazoa, Chordata, Actinopteri, Esociformes, Esocidae. Gene Ontology annotation, cellular component: nuclear pore. Bases 25 to 2187 code for a protein of 720 amino acids. Gene Ontology annotation, biological process: ribosomal small subunit export from nucleus; protein import into nucleus; mRNA export from nucleus. Gene Ontology annotation, molecular function: structural constituent of nuclear pore. The transcript has 17 exons.